ACUAUGACUGUAACAACCCCUUGAUGCAAAGGGCUGCUGUAAAUGCCACUUCAUGGAUGAGAGACAGAGGCCCAAGGAAUGCUAUUUUGUAUGGUUUUGAGGUCUAAGUGGAUCAAUAGUGUAGAACAUUUGUUAGCUCUUUGUGCUGAUACAUUUCUUGUAAAAAAAUAGUUCAAAAUGUCAAGCAAAAGUGUCCGUUGGACUUUUAAUAUUUCUAAAUGGCAGCCCACAGUUCAAGAUAUCAAAUUGGCAACGUCUUGUAUACAACCAGAAGAGAAGGCGCGACUGGCAAAAUUUGUUUUUAAAAACGACUUCAAAGCUUCCCUUAUUGGUAGACUUAUGAUGCGUAAAUUUGUCCAUGAUGUCACCAAAGUCCCUUAUAAUUCGAUUAAAUUUUCUCGUGACAAUAAAGGAAAACCUGUUGUAAUUUCUCCUGAAACGGUACUUGCUCUUAACGUUUCUCAUCAGGGAGAUUUCGCGGUUUUGGCAGGUGAAGCGGGGCUCAGUAUGAUAGGGGCGGACAUUAUGAAAGUAGAAUACACAGGUGGUAAAAGUUUAAGUGAAUUCUUUCGAAUUAUGUCCAGGCAAUUUUCUGUAAGCGAAUGGAUAACAAUUAAAAGUUGUAAAAGUGAAGACGAACAAUUAGGAUCGUUUUAUAGACACUGGUGUCUCAAAGAGAGUUAUGUGAAAGCUAUAGGUGUAGGUAUAACAAUUAGUUUGCAGGAUUUAAGUUUCAAAAUAAAAACUCCGUGUCUUUCUGAAAAAAACGUUAUAACUGAUACAGAACUUUAUGUGAAAAAUGAAAAACAAAACUGGAUUUUUGAAGAAAGUUUGAUUAACAAUAAACACAUAGUUGCGGUAGCUUUAAAUGCUAAUGAAUGGACGGGUGACAAAAA
This is a messenger RNA of Agrilus planipennis (emerald ash borer), 896 nucleotides long. Its product is annotated as L-aminoadipate-semialdehyde dehydrogenase-phosphopantetheinyl transferase. Gene Ontology annotation, molecular function: holo-[acyl-carrier-protein] synthase activity; magnesium ion binding. NCBI's taxonomy places the organism in Eukaryota, Metazoa, Arthropoda, Insecta, Coleoptera, Buprestidae. Gene Ontology annotation, cellular component: cytosol. The record is from RefSeq and is a predicted model, not a curated record.